Molecule: messenger RNA, 1545 nt
Organism: Toxorhynchites rutilus septentrionalis
Lineage: Eukaryota; Metazoa; Arthropoda; Insecta; Diptera; Culicidae
Gene: UQCR-C2
Product: cytochrome b-c1 complex subunit 2, mitochondrial
Exons: 5
Coding region: 89-1411 (440 amino acids)
Cellular component (GO): mitochondrion
Molecular function (GO): metal ion binding
Source: RefSeq, a predicted model, not a curated record
AAAAACUUUCUGUCAUACGUUCGAUCCAGUGCGAGUGUUGUGCUCAUUGAACAUUCUUCUACGAGGUCAAUAUACUUUGAGGCAAGGGAUGGCAUCCGCUGUAGCGAAAACCCCAAUGCUUCGUGCGGCUGCGGCCCGUGGAUUUGCAGCUCAGGCCCAGGCAGCUGCCGCUAGCCGUAGUUCCGCCGAUGUUCAAUGCACUAACCUGCCGAACAAGUUGGCGGUUGCUUCCACUGAACCAAAUGCUGCCGUGGCUCGGGUUUCCAUUGUUUAUCGCGCUGGAUCCCGUAACGAGACUGCCGACAAUUUGGGCGCAUCUCACGUUCUGCGUACCUCGGCUGGUCUGACGACAAAAUCUGCGACUAGAUUCGGGAUUAUGCGCAAUUUGCAGCAGGUUGGAGGAUCGUUGACUGCCACUGGAGAUCGUGAGUUGAUCACUUACACGGUGACCGUUACAAAGGAUCACUUGGAGACCGGUUUGAAGUAUUUGGAAUCGGCCGCUACUCAGCAAGUGUUCAAGCCCUGGGAGCUGUCUGAUUUGAAUACAAUGAUUAGGGGUGACAUUGCUCGCGUUCCAGCGGAAGUCAAGGCCGUUGAAGCCCUGCAUCAGGCUGCUUUCCACAGUGGAUUGGGAAAUUCGGUGUACUGUCCGAAGUACAAUGUCGGCAAGCACUCGUCGGAGACUAUGCAGCAUUUCUUCGCCAACAACUGCACCACCAACCGUACGGCCGUUGCUGGAGUUGGUGUCGAUCAUCAGCUUUUGGUUGGGUUCGCUCAAAGUUUGCAUCUGGAAUCGGGCGGUGGUGCUGAGAACAAGUCUUCCUUCAACAGCAGUGAAGUUCGCCAUGAACGUGGAGGAAACCGAGCGUCUGUGGCCGUCGCUGUUCAUGGCGUUGGGUGGAAUAAUCUGAAGGAUUGUCUGGCGUUUAUCGUUCUACAAUCGGCUUGUGGAAUGGGUCCUGUCACGAAGAGGGGUGCGAAUAACGGUGCAUUGACUAAGCAAUUGGGAGAAAAGGUAGCUUCCAGUGCUCUCUGUCCGACUUACACCGACGACGGCUUGUUUGGAUUCAUCGUGACCGGUAAAGCCAAGAAGGUUGGUAAGGCCGUUGAAGACGGCGUCAAGGCGCUCAGGUCUCUGAACGUGAGUGAUGCCGAUGUUGCACGAGGAAAAGCUGUCACGCUCGCAUGGGUGCUGGAUUAUCUGGAGAAUCACUCCACCUUGGCGUUCGACUUGGGCGAACAGGCUGCCUUGCUGGGACAAAUUUACAAAAAGGGUGAGCUGGCCGCUGCUGUUAAUUCCGUUACUGCCAGCGAUGUUCAAGCUGCUGCCCGUAAGGUUGCGUCCGGAAAGCUGGCUAUCGGCGCGGUUGGCAAUUUGUCCAGUGUACCAUAUUUGUGCAACUUGCACUAAGCUGGGAAACGCAGUGUGUGGUCUGUAGUUGGAUAGGAAAUUACCAUUUCCACAUGUUGCAACUGUUUAUUGUAUCAAUUCAUAUGGCGGAAAAUUGAAACAUAAAGUACUCGUGGAAAAUCUAUGGUCUACAA